Molecule: messenger RNA, 2935 nt
Organism: Rubroshorea leprosula
Lineage: Eukaryota; Viridiplantae; Streptophyta; Magnoliopsida; Malvales; Dipterocarpaceae
Source: the annotation of a GenBank genome assembly
GGUAGUUGGGAAUGCUAGAAAAGAGAGAGCCGUUGUCGGAAGUCACAGGGAAGAUUUGCACACUAGUCAACGCUAGAAUCCGUGCAUUUUGGGAUACUUAUUCUUGUAAACCUGCCACCACAAAGGUUCUAUUUGUUAUUUGUGAAAACUAGCAAAACAAUGGGCAUUCGAUUUUCAAAGUUUGUUAUCUUCAUCCUCUUACAGCUUUUCUUCUCUGGUUUCUCAUAUGGAACGGAUAUCAUCACCUCAUCCACCAAUCUUAGUGAUGGCAGAACCUUAGUUUCUAGUGAUGGAAGCUUUGAACUGGGGUUCUUUAGUUCUGGAAGCUCUAGCAAGGGUCGUUACUUGGGAAUUUGGUACAAGAAUAUCUCAGUUCAAAAUAUUGUUUGGGUUGCAAACAGGUGCAACCCGAUGAAUGAUUCGUCUGGUAUUCUGAUGAUAAACAACACAGGCAAUCUGGUACUCCUCAGUCAAAAUCGGAGUGUUGUUUGGGCAUCAAACUCAAAGAGAGAAGCUCAAAACCCAGUGGUGCAGCUCCUGGAUUCCGGUAAUCUUGUUUUACAAGAUAGAAUUGCUGGUAAAUCAGAAACAUUUUUGUGGCAAAGCUUUGACUAUCCCACUGAUUCUUGGCUGCCUGGGAUGAAAUUUGGAUGGGACUUAAGUACUGGUCUUAAUCGACGACUAUCGGCAUGGAAGUCCCCAGAUGAUCCAUGCCCUGGAGACUUAAGUUAUGGGAUGGAGGUAUUUAAUUAUCCUGAUCUUGUUAUGUGGAAAGGCUCAAAGAAGUAUUACCGGGUAGGCAAUAGGAUUGGCAUUGCACCGAGCGGUUUGCCACGGAUUGUGCCAGAUCAGUUUUUUACAAUCAAUGGCAUCUCAAAUGAAAACGAGUCUUACCUAAUCUACUACCCCAAAACCAAAUCAGUAAUCACGAGGCUUUUUUUGAACCAAACUUCCAGUAGUGCGGAGCGCAUCAUAUGGAAUGAAGAAGGUAGAACUUGGAUAGUGUAUAGUCGCUUUCCAAGUGAUGACUGUGACAUCUAUGGGACUUGUGGAACAUAUGGGACCUGCCUCAAUACAGCAAUUCCGCCUUGUCAAUGUUUGAAAGGUUUCAAGCUAAAAUCACAGAGCUGGCAUUCAGUGGACUGGUCUCAGGGUUGUAUGCGCAAUAACCCAUUAAACUGUCAGAAAGGAGAUGGAUUUAAAAAAUUUGGUGCGUUGAAAAUGCCUGAUGCUGCACAUUCUUGGUUGUUUAAAGGUAUGGAUCUCAAUGAGUGCAGGGUUAAAUGCUUAGAGGAUUGUUCUUGUAUGGCCUAUGCAACCUUGGAUAUUAAGGAAGACAGAGGCUGUGUAAUUUGGUUUGGUGAUCUAAUUGAUCUUAAACAGUUCCAAUCUGCUGGACAGGAUUUAUAUAUUCGAAUGUCUGCUGCUGAUUCAGACCAUGAAGAGACAAAAGGCAAGACUAAAAUGAUGGCUACACUAAUUAUUGCAGCUGCCAUUCUUGUAGUUAUUAGUGUUUUUGUAAUCACCUAUUACAUUUGCAGGAAGUGUCGUAACAUAGAAGAAAGAGAAAUUGGCCAGAGCAAUGAAAGGCAAAAUGAAGAUUUGGAACUUCCACUUUUUGAGUUUGUUGUAAUAUCCAAAGCCACUAAUGAUUUCUCUUCUGACAAAAAGCUAGGAGAAGGCGGUUUUGGGCCUGUAUACAAGGGUACUCUAUCAAAUGGAAGAGAAAUUGCUGUGAAGAGGCUCUCAAGUAUCUCUGGACAAGGAUUAGUUGAGUUCAAGAAUGAAGUAGCACUUAUAGCCAAACUUCAACAUCGGAAUCUUGUAAAACUUUUAGGAUGCUGCAUUCAGGAGGAGGAAAAGAUGUUGAUUUACGAAUUUAUGCCUAAUAAAAGUUUAGACUACUUCAUUUUUGAUGAUACUAGAAGGAAUCUAUUAGACUGGCCAAGGCGUUUUCACAUUAUUUGUGGAAUUGCUAGAGGGCUUCUUUAUCUACAUCAAGAUUCUAGAUUGAGAAUCAUCCAUAGAGAUAUCAAAGCUAGCAAUGUUUUGCUUGAUAAUGAAAUGAACCCCAAAAUUUCAGAUUUCGGAUUGGCUAGAACAUUUGAAGAACAAUCAGAUGGGAGAACAAAUAGAGUGGUUGGAACCUAUGGUUAUAUGGCACCAGAAUAUGCAAUUCAUGGGCAAUUCUCAGUAAAAUCUGAUGUUUUUAGCUUCGGUAUAUUGUUGUUAGAGAUAAUAAGUGGAAAGAAGAAUAGAGGGUUUUACCAUCUUAGCCAUAGUGUUAACCUUACUGGACAGGCAUGGAGAUUGUGGAAAGAAGGACAUCCUUUGGAACUGAUUGAUUCAUUUGUAAAAGAAUCUUGCACUCAAUCUGAAGUAUUAAGGUGUAUCCACAUUAGUCUCUUAUGUGUUCAGCAACAGUCUGAGGAUCGGCCAAGUAUGUCGUCUGUAGUUUUGAUGUUGGCUGGUGAGACUGAAUUAGUGCAACCCAAAGAACCUGGUUUUCUUUUUGACGAGAAAACCCUCCAAAUAGAUUCAUCAUUCGCUAUGUUUGAAUCAACUUCAAGAAACGAACUUAGCCUCUCAGAGAUGGAGCCUCGAUAAAAGGUUACAUGAGCGGUACAUGCCUCUUCCUAUCUAUGUUACCUAAUGUUCCUUUCUUUUUUUUUAAACGAAUGCCUGCCGUGUACCUUAACCAUUAUUUACACAUAAUUUAUCUUGUUUGAUUAUUUGAACAUAAUUAUGUGAUAAUUAUACUGUUUGAUUCUUAAUACUUAAUUCAUGGUUAAAUGUCAAUCUUGGUCUCUCAACUAUGAAAAGUGUACUUUUUAGUCCUUCUACACUUUUAAUCCUUCCUUCAAUUAGUCUAUUAUGUUUGUCUCAGUAUAUACAUUUUUAGUUCAUGAAUUUAUAAUAUAUGUAUAUUUUUUGU